UAUACUUAUUUAUUCAUUUAUUUUUAUCAUUGGCUUCCAAACGAAAAGCAGUAGCGAAAGUUGACUGUGCAAUUCGAUUACAGCUGAAGUAGUUUCAUUGGUUAGCCAGUAAAAAAGAGUGAUUGCGGAACCGGACCUGAGUAAUAAGCAAUGAUACAGUGCCGUUAUUUAAGCAGAACCUGGAUCCAUAAAAUAAACAAACCCGGCAGGUAGCCGCGCCAAGUGGUGAACGGUUGCCGUGUUCGUCGGGGCUCAGGACAGGCAUUAGUGAGGUUCAUGAAAACAAUUCUAGUCGAAUGUUGUAUUUUAAGAAAUUGACAUUUAAGAACGUAAAGGUAGACAGGAGAGUACCCCGAGAAGCGAGAAAGAAGAAACAUUAAUGAGAAAAAAAAAAAGACGUAGCAGUGCGAGGAAUAACAUAGUUAAGGAGUGGGCGACCUAAGCAGCGACACAGCAUGUCACAAGAAGGAAAGUGGAAUCGCAGUGUUCCUCAGUAAGCUGGACCACCUGCCCUGCCCCGUCUGCAGCAUUUGCUUAGAAAUCGAACCCUCUUGGGACCGGAGCAACACGGGACUCUAUGCUGACCCUCCACAGCUGUUUUCCUCAAAGAAUUCCUGCUGUGAGAAGUGCAAAGUUUAUUGGUGGAAAUGAAAUGCUGUGGUUUGUUAUGGAAAGCAGUGGCGAAUACCGAGGGCAUCCACACUGCUCAUACAUACUGCCAGCAGGUUAAGAAUAAAGCACAGUACAAGUACUACCUGCGCAGCCCAUACUCACUCAUCCACCACUACUACAAGGAUUUGGGAACUCUAAAAGAGGCUCAGGAGUUUGUCAGGAACUUCCCAAAACUUAAAAAGGUGCCAAAGUUCCAGCUGGACCACAUCUUUAGGCUGAUAAAGGAUGAUGGCCAUUCCUGGAAGGAGGUGGAGCUGUUCAAGGAAGUGCUGCUCCUCACCCCAAUACAAUACAAGCUUCGUGUCCAGCUCCUGCAAAGUCUUUCCCUGUCCCAGCCGUCCCUGUAUCAUAUCCCAUGGAUGACUCUGUUGAUGGACAAUACAGUGAAGUUCUUGAGGGAAGACUCCAAGAGCAUCUUUAAAUCAGACCCAGUAGAACACCUCAUUGCAAGCUGCACUGACCUCAACCUGCCAGAGUCCACCCUGCAGGCUGCCCGUGAUCUGUCCAGCAGUGAUGACACAGUGACACUGAAACAGGUGUUCUUCUAUCUGCUCAAGCAUUAUUUGGCUCAUAGGUUCUUGGAAGACACAGAAGUGGUAGGAUCUUUCCUGUAUUCUACCCAAGCUGCCUUUCUCUGGAAGCCACUGUAUCAUUAUGCAGUUCUAUGUGACCUUUUCAUUGACAGCCUUGAAUUGAGCUUCUCUGAUGUGCAAAAAAAACCACAGUUGUUUUACCUGGACCCAGAAAAUACCAAAGAGAUACUACAGAAGUUCCCCAGCAUUGGGGGGACUCCCACCAGGGAGGUGGCCAAGGCAGUCCCCAAGCUGCUACAGAUCCCUGCAUCCCACCUGGUGUCCUGGCUCAGACUGCUUCAGAAACACAAAGUGCACCCGUUUACUUGCACCUACCACACAGCAACUUUAUUCAAAACUAGUUUAUUCUCAGAGGUUAGUGAGAGACUGCAGAUCCUGAAGCAACUUCAAGAAUGGGAGAUUAUUAUGGUAUCUGAUAAACUGUUUGAGCUGCUGAGGAGCCAGGAGCAAAUAAAGAAGGUGCUCAACUGUGUGGAGUCUGGUCAUGGCAUCCCAAGUCUCUCUGUUGCAAUGAAGCAUGACCAGCACACCAGUCGUCAUCAGUGCCGCAGUGUGACACCAGAGAUUGUAUCUUAUGUGGCCACUGCCCUUGGGCUGCCCCCUGAACAGAUCAGGGAGGUGUUGGAAGAAGAAAUCUUUACGCCUUACGGCCUAAUGAACACCAAAGCAGUGUUACGGAUGCUGCUGGACUACGGCUUCACCCGAGAACAGGUGGUGGCAGGGCCCAUGGUACUGAAUAUGGAGGCAGGAGUUGUGGAGCAAGUCCUGAAAGACCUACACACCAGGCCAGAAACUCAGCCCUUUGCAGAGUGGAUGGAGAAUCCUUUCAUACUUCAUCUAGUGGCUUACUGUGUUAGGAAGGACUUUCCUCACAUGGAUAUACAUAUGAAGAAUAAAAACUCAUAACCAUGA
Scylla paramamosain (green mud crab) is the source of this 2177-nucleotide messenger RNA. RefSeq lists its product as uncharacterized. The record is from RefSeq and is a predicted model, not a curated record. The transcript is spliced from 13 exons. The coding region runs from base 648 to 2171 and encodes 507 amino acids. NCBI's taxonomy places the organism in Eukaryota, Metazoa, Arthropoda, Malacostraca, Decapoda, Portunidae.